This is a messenger RNA of Paraphaeosphaeria sporulosa, 2292 nucleotides long. RefSeq lists its product as uncharacterized. The record is from RefSeq and is a predicted model, not a curated record. The transcript has 8 exons. Bases 1 to 2292 code for a protein of 763 amino acids. Gene Ontology annotation, cellular component: membrane. NCBI's taxonomy places the organism in Eukaryota, Fungi, Ascomycota, Dothideomycetes, Pleosporales, Didymosphaeriaceae. Gene Ontology annotation, molecular function: ATP hydrolysis activity; ABC-type transporter activity; ATP binding.
AUGACAGCUAAAACAUCUACACUAGGCCCAGAAAGUAAAGGCAUAGAGCCUCCACAGUACUGUGCCCCAACGAAAGAAUGUCUAGCUGUCCGGCUUCAAACGGUGGAGAAUACAUGCAACCAGCCGCAGGGGCUUUAUGAGCCAAUCGUCUGCACCAAGGGACACUAUUGUCCACGACCAGGAGACCAGAGGUAUAUUUGUCCAGCGAAGCACUAUUGUCCAUUGGGAACAGAAUCGCCUGUCAAGUGUGGUCCGCUGUCAGUAUGCCCAUCAGGGUCCUCACGCGAAUUUCAUUUGGACGGGUUUGUUGUUGCUCUGGUCUUAGACAUCAUCUUGUUGAUCAUCAUAUUUGUACCUCUACAUCUAAGGGUGCACAAACUUGACUUCAAAAGAUAUCGCCAAGACAGUCAAUCUAGCAGUGAAGAGGACUUGGAGGCGGCUGCGAGGCCCACGUUCCUCUCAAUGCCUAGCGAUCAUGAGACUGAUUAUCCAAACAUCUCGAUCAUAUAUCAAGACAUUACUUUUGAGCUCAGCGAGUCAACUCGGCCCCUGGUGUCUUCUAUAUCUGGAAGCAUCCAAAGAGGAAUGCUAUGUGGGAUUCUCGGGCCCUCUGGGGCUGGAAAAACGACGCUUAUGAGAUUGUUGAUGGGAAAGCUUGAGCCCACUAAAGGGAUCGUUGAAGUCAACGGCAUGCAAACGACACUCUCUCGGUUGAAAAAGCUCACUGGAUACGUGCCUUCUGACGAUAUUCUCCCAUCUCAUCUAACGGUUUAUGAGACUAUACUGCAUGCAUGUCGGGUGAGGGGACCACGCAAAUGGUCUGACGAGCAACGUUCCGUUGCAACGCAGAGUAUCAUGCAGAGUCUUGGUAUACUUCAUAUCCAACAUCAGCUAGUUGGGGAUCAAGUUAUGUCAUUAAUCUCUUCGGGUCAGCGAAAACGUGUCAGUAUAGCUAUGGAGCUCAUCGCUGCUCCUAUGAUGCUGUUUUUGGACGAGCCUACCUCCGGGCUUGAUUCAACAACGGCUAUGGCGCUCAUAGAUCUACUCAAGAAGAUUUCAGAAACGGGUGUGAUUGUCGUUUGCAUACUUCACCAACCACGGCAAGAGAUUUUCGACGCUCUGGACCACGUCAUGCUCAUGGCAGACGGCAUGCAGCUAUACGAGGGCUCACCAGGAGAAGCUGCAGGAUACUUUUGUAGCCAAGGCUUUGAUAUACCCAAGGACGCUAACCCAGCGGACUGUCUUCUUGAUAUAGCUGCAUCGAAAGCCAGAAGCGCAUCGCCGCAUAUAGGGACUGUCAACAUGGCACAACAGCUUGCACGCAUGUGGGAACAACAACAAUGCAUCCAGCACGAAGCUAUACAGCACACCAAAGACAAGACCGAAAGCAAUGACCUAUCGCGAGACAUAGUAGUCGAUCUUGAACAUACCGCUGCAUUACGGGGUGCAUCAUGGCUGCGACAAGUCCAGUACAGCCACGUACGGGCAAUGAAGCAACAAUUGCGACAACCCAUCAGUCUGCUCUUAGAGAUAGCUGUUGGAGGAGUCGCAGGAUUACUCAUUGGUUUAGGUCUCUAUUCGAAUAAAGGCAUGCACUUUCAAGGAGUGUAUCUCACACCUUUUGAGAUGCUGUCAAGUGCUGUGGAUUAUUCAACAGUACCAAAGAUCGGCAACAUGAUCACACUUGCGAUAGCACUUGCAGCGUCGGCACCUGGUGUAAGCACCUUUGGAGACGAAAAGUCUUUAUAUUGGAGAGAGGCUGCUGCCGGUCACCGCCGUUCAGCAUACUUCACUGCCAAAGUUCUGGCGACCAUACCUCGAAUGGCACUCUCAUCCUUGCACUUUACAAGCUUCUACGCCAUACUUGCAACUCCUUCGAUAAAUUUCUGGUUGCUUUACGUAUUGGUUCUACUGUAUUUCUACUGUGUAUACGGGCUAGCUUCAGCGGUAUCCGUCGCAGUGAAGCGCGAGAAUGGUGCUCUUCUUGCCAUGAUUUUGUGUCUCAUCAUUGGAGCAUUCGGCGGUUAUGCACCGAUGCUGUCAAACGUGCAAUCUUGGCAUCUGGAGUGGCUAUGGAGAAUGUGUCCGGGAACAUGGCUUACUGAGGCCUACUUCGAUCUUGUACUAAAGAGAGUGGAGCAUCUGUACGACGUCCAUGCAGCAGCGGCCUGGACAGGGUUUUCCCUAGGAAGAACUUCACUCGAUGUAUUAAUGAUCCUGGUUAUAGGGACCUUCUAUAGGGCUUUGACGUUUGUUGGUCUGGUGUAUUUCGACCGUGACAAGCAACGAUAA